Messenger RNA from Chiloscyllium plagiosum (whitespotted bambooshark), 1126 nucleotides. The record is from RefSeq and is a predicted model, not a curated record. Lineage: Eukaryota; Metazoa; Chordata; Chondrichthyes; Orectolobiformes; Hemiscylliidae.
UGAGGAAAAGGGGUCAAAGGUCGACCGGUCUGCUCGUGACGUCAGAGCAUCAUGGCGGAGCAGCACUCUCAGUCCCUCAGCGGCUUAUUGAGUGGCCUGGUUCAGCUCAUCUACUAUCGCAACUCUGGCAUUACCGAGCAAAUGCUGAAAGAGCAGCUCUAUCCUGACCUGCCGCAGCAAGAUUUCAGAAUUCUGCUCGAGAAAAUGGCUGGGAUACUGCGGUCAAUAGCAUCUGCAGACAUGGAUUUAAACCAACUAGAAGCCUUCUUAACAGCACAGACCAAGAAACCAAAUGGAAUUACACCGGAGCAGGCGACAGUUCUAACAAAAUUCUGGAAAAGUCAUAAAGUGAAAAUCCGAGAAAGUCUUAUUAAUCAGAGCAAAUGGGAGAACUGCCUGAGGAAUUUGAGUUGGAGAGUUGACCUGAAGUCUCAGUCCAGACAUUUAGAUCAAAUAAACACACCGGUUGCUAUUGUGGAGUUUGAACUUGGUAAGAACAAUCAGAUAUUCCAAUUCCCUCUUGAGUACCUCCAUUGGAAUGUGACACAGGAAUCGGAAUUUCUCUGCUUGGAGUUGAAUGAGAUCAAAGUGAACCAGCUCCUGAACAAACUAGCAGAAAUUGAAAAAAGUAUUGGUGCUCUGAGUUACAUCAGCUGACAUCGAUGGAGAUAAAGAAACUAAACAGAUGGUAGUACCAACACCAUUAUGAGCACUAAAUAUCCCAUCGAAUUAUGGAAUAUAUGUAUUACAUUGGUUGUAGAAUGGUCAGAACUGCAAUGCAAUUUUGAGGUUACUUAAUGACAGCCUCUUAUCUACCCACAGGCCUGAAGUAACAAUGUCUGCCUCACUAAUUCUUUCCUCACCAUCUAGUAUUUUUGUUGUAAAUUGUACUGAAGAUACAGCUUUUGAUUUGGUAUGUUUCACCUAAACCCUUCAGACAUCACCAGCUAAUUUAGAAUCUUCUUUAGAAUGUAAGUUUGCAUUCAGCUGGGUUGGGAAUGCAAGUCAUCUUUCUCUUGUCUGUUGUCAAGAGGCUAAAGUUAAGUUAGUUUGGAUAGUCUCAACAGCCCAUUUCCUUAUGAAACCUUGUCGGCAACAUAUUAAUUGGACAGUCAUCUCAGAAAGA